AUGGGAGAUAUCAUCGUUGCAACCGGGAAGACGAAAGACAGUGGAGGAUCCUCUACAAUAAAGUGUCCGAUGUUGAGCUCCACAAACUAUACCAUUUGGGCUAUCAGGAUGAAGCUUGCGUUACAGAUACACAAAGUUUGGGAGAUCGUGGAAGGUGAAGAAACAACCGAGGGAGACAAAAAUUGCAUGGCCAAAGCUUUAUUAUUCCAAUCUAUACCAGAAAGUCUUAUUCUUAAAGUUAGAGAACUCGAUACAGCAAAAAAGAUGAAGGAUAAUGAAACCAUUGAUGAGUUUGGAGGAAAUCUUGCUGAGAUUUCAUCUAAAUCCUCGGCCCUAGGGAUAAGCAUCGAAGAACCUAAACUCGACAAGAAGUUCCUAUCAAGCCUCCCUCGUAAAAAAUACAUCCACAUUGUAGCGUCCCUCGAGCAAGUAUUAGACCUAAAUACUACAAGUUAUGAGGAUAUCAUAGGUCGUUUGAAAACUUAUGAGGAACGUAUACAAGAGAAUGAGGAACCACAUGAAGAUCAGACCAAACUCAUAGGACGCGAAAGAGGUUGCAAUACGUGGAGAGAUCCAACAAAUAUCACGUGGUAUCGUUGCGACAAGAUAGGGCACUACGCGACGGAUUGCCCUGAUCGAUUUUUGAAGCUACAGGAAGCUCAAGAGAAUACCAAUAGUGAGACACAUGAUGCGGAUGAGCUUAUGAUUCACGAGGUGGUGUAUCUAAAAGAGAAGAACUGUCUACCAGACAAAUGCGAGGCAAACUCCAGAGCAGAAAACAUAUGGUACUUAGAUAAUGGGGGAAGUAAUCAUAUGACAGGAGACAAGAGAUAUUUUUCUGAGUUGGAUAGUUCAGUCACCAGAAAAGUGAGAUUCGGGGAUGACUCACGCAUUGAUAUAAAGGGAAAGGACACCAUAUCUUUCAUAGAUAUGAACGGAGAGCCAAGGAAGAUGACCAACGUCUACUACAUUCCGGAGUUGAGAAGCAACAUCAUUAGUCUCGGACAAGCAACAUAG
Molecule: messenger RNA, 1017 nt
Organism: Brassica rapa (field mustard)
Lineage: Eukaryota; Viridiplantae; Streptophyta; Magnoliopsida; Brassicales; Brassicaceae
Molecular function (GO): nucleic acid binding; zinc ion binding
Source: RefSeq, a predicted model, not a curated record